Fusarium coffeatum is the source of this 1656-nucleotide messenger RNA. RefSeq lists its product as uncharacterized. NCBI's taxonomy places the organism in Eukaryota, Fungi, Ascomycota, Sordariomycetes, Hypocreales, Nectriaceae. The record is from RefSeq and is a predicted model, not a curated record. The coding region runs from base 1 to 1656 and encodes 551 amino acids. The transcript has 4 exons.
AUGGCUGACCAAGUCCCAAGCAAUUUGUCGGCAAUUAUCCAGCCAUGGACAAUCGUCAAAAACCAUGAACAUAACGAACCCAACCUCACUGCUCCCGCCUGGGUUAACUCGCCCGACAUUCGAGGUACCUUUGAUAUCCUUCAGAGCUGCAUCUUGACGCUCGUUGCGUGUAUUUAUACAGCUUUACAUCUUGACGUUCCUAUCAAGACGGCAUGGCACGAAGUGUUUCUCUACAAGCUCAAGUGGACUGCAAUCACCCUUUUUGCACCAGAAAUUUCUCUUUAUAUGGCAGCAGACCAAUUGCAGCAGGCUUGGAGUCUCAAGGCCAAACUUCUUGCUCUACAGACGAGAUCUCCUUCUGACAAAGACCAUAUCGUCAUCGAUAUGUCUUAUACCUUUUUCAUCGUCAUGGGUGGUGUUAGAGUGAAUAUCGACGAUCUUUUAUCCUUUCCUGACCUCCAUGACAAGGCUUUUCGACACUUCAACCCUGCGAACCGUCCAUAUUCCGUGCGACUGAGUCCUCUGACAGUAAUAUGGCUGGCAGAGAGAGGACACUGGAUACCAAUUUCGAAGAAGAAGAUCGAUGAUAAGAGUAAAGCCGACUAUUUUCAGAAAUUACUCGUCAUGACACAAGUCCUAUGGAUGAUCAUGCAAUGCAUCAUGCGAAAGAUACACCACUUGCCCCUCAGUUUAUUGGAGGUACACACCAUGGUUCAUGUUGUGUGUGCUGUAUUUCUCUACAUGUGCUGGUUUAGAAAACCUCUCGAUGUUCAACAGCCAGAGAUUAUCAGACCGGAGGCUUUCAAGGGAGAGAUAGCCCUCUUGAUACAGCGCCAAUAUUAUCCUAACAUGUCGACCAGAUUAGCAUUGUUUCCUCCUCAGCAAGAUUCUGAUCGACUACCGCCACCUAGAAGAGGUGGCUUGAUACAGCCUGGUUGGGUCAUACCAAAAUCUUCGAGAUCUAGCUACAACCAAGAAAUCGAAGAGCUUCAACCACUUCAGGGUACAUCUACAUCUUCACAGGCAUGGAGUGACUUGACUCAGGUGAAAGAUUCAGCAGCGGCUGUUACUCACGAGGAGCGAAGCAAUAUAUGGACCAAUUCACGGCCAGGGCCUUGGGUUAAGCCAGAGCCAGGUUUGGAGAUGUGGCCAGGGGACAUUCUCCCCUCCGGUCUCUUAUACCACUCUGAAUUCACAACCCUACCCCUAAUAUUGACAAAGGAGUUCCUCUGUCGCUGGGAUGCCAUACUUUCAACUUUUCCGUUCCACGAUCGUAACUCACUGGCCACAACAGCCAAGUUCAUCAAAGUAAACGAAACGACGUGGCAGUUCGAACUGGUAGACCCAAAGUACGACUCGGGCCCUCAAAAUGGCCAAGAUCUUUUUCUUGCCCGAUUACCGGAAUUCGAACCGGUCCUAGAAUGUGCGUAUAGAACUAUGCCGUUCGGCGAAGGGAAGAGAAAUCUGGACAUCAACUUCAGUUUCUUCACAGAAAACGAGAACGUCUUCGGUCUUUCUGGCUUCUUUAAAGAAUUCCCCUGGUUGGCUGGCCUCUUCUUGGUCCUGUCAGGUAUCUACGGUGGCGUCCAUCUUUCCGCCUGGAAUUGGGAGUUCCCAAGCGAGCUGGAGAGGUUGAUAUGGAUCCCCAAGCUUUAG